This is a messenger RNA of Beauveria bassiana ARSEF 2860, 1410 nucleotides long. Its product is annotated as MOSC domain-containing protein. The record is from RefSeq and is a predicted model, not a curated record. Gene Ontology annotation, molecular function: pyridoxal phosphate binding; molybdenum ion binding; catalytic activity. Lineage: Eukaryota; Fungi; Ascomycota; Sordariomycetes; Hypocreales; Cordycipitaceae. Bases 1 to 1410 code for a protein of 469 amino acids. The transcript has 4 exons.
AUGACGUCGCGGGCGGCCGAAAUUGCUUCGUUGCUAGACGUGUCGUCGGUGUUCUUGUUCCUCAUCACCCUCGUCGUCUUUUCCAUACCCGUCUUCAUCAUAUUUCCGCCCAUCCCGGUGGAGAGAUCGGAUGCCCUCGGACAGACGCACUCCAAGAUCGGGAUACCGGAGGGCGAGAGCAACUUGCGCGACCAGUAUGCAAACACCAACGACCACGCGCCAAGGAUUCACAGCUUGCACAUUUACCCGCUCAAGUCGUGCCGAGGCAUCGAGCUGGCCGAGGCGACGUUGCUGCCCAAAGGCCUCGAGCACGAUCGCGUCUUUUGCCUCGCGCAGCUCAAGACCAAGAGUCGGACGCGUCCUGGUGCCGGUGCCGCCACCACCACCACCUCUGCGGCCGCUGAUGAGCCCUCGGCAUCAUCAACAUCUUCCGUACAAGUCGACGAGUACUGGGAGACGCUCACACUGCGAAAAAUUGCCCACAUGGCCAAUGUCAAAGUCGACCUAUGGGUGCCCGAUGCAUCCAAGCACAGCCGCCAGCUCGGCCCGACGACGGGCGACGACGGCAGCGGCGGCGGCAACAGCUUCAUGGUCGUGCGCUUUCCCUGGCGCAGCCCCGGCGUCAAGGGCAUCGUCGAGUCUGUCGCCGCCAAGCUUAGCCGAGGGCUGUCUGCCGCUCCGGAGCGUGAGUUUAUGCUCCCCAUGAGCUUCCCGUCUCCCGACGAGGUCAAGGCCCGCGGCUACUCCCAGGCAGAGGUGACGCACUUUCGCAGCGUCAUUCCCGCUCUCAACAUGGGCUCCGAGCUACCCACCGAGCUGGCUUUAUACCUCGGACUCGAGCCUCAAAAACUGACCCUCUUCCGCCUGGAUCCCGCCCAGCGUCGUCAAGUCUUUGGCUCCGCGCCAACGCUCGACGUGGCAGGUUAUCAGCCAGAAAUUGACUUUCAGGAUGCAUACCCACUGCACCUGCUUAAUCUCAGCAGCGUGCGAGCCCUCGAGUCCAAGAUCCGUCGGGAUGCCGACAUUGAUCGACUGGAUUGCCGCCGGUUUAGACCCAACAUUAUCGUAUCCGGCCUUCCGGAAUACGACGAAGAUGACUGGCGGUCUGUGCAGUUCAAAGCCGCGAGCGGCCAAGACGCAGAUAAUAGUCUCUUUGACGUUUCUUGCCGGACUGUCAGAUGCAAGCUACCAAAUGUCGACCCUGCUACCGGAAUCCGGCACAAAGUCGAGCCAGAUCACGCUCUGCGACAUUACCGAGAGAUUGAUGCCGGGGCCCCCAAAAAGGGUUGCAUGGGCAUGCAAAUGUGCCCUCUCUUCCCAAAAGAUGUCGUGCCGCCGCAUCUCCAAUCUACUAUCCGCGUCGGUAUGGAAGUUGUCGUCCUCAAGCGCGGCACGCACCACGCCUUGUAA